Messenger RNA from Stylonychia lemnae, 1557 nucleotides. The record is from the annotation of a GenBank genome assembly. NCBI's taxonomy places the organism in Eukaryota, Ciliophora, Spirotrichea, Sporadotrichida, Oxytrichidae.
AUGGAGGCAAGAAUGGACUAAAAUGUUUAUAAUGGCACAGAGAGUCAAGAAGACUUAAAGGACGAUAAUUUUUUUUUUGAGACUGAGGAUUUAAGCAAUAAUCCAACAGAUGAAAAUAUGGCUUAUACUAAAAACCUGCAAACUUAACCCUUAGAAAAUAGUCAAGAUAACUUGAAUGUUGACGGGUUGUAUCAUCAUGAUAAAAAUUAAACUAAGAAUGAAUUGAAGUCUGCUCUCAUUGUUGAUGCAGGAGGCCAUAGAAAAAAUUACAGCUCUCCAUCUAGCAAUAUCUCAAACAGAUCUUUCAUUUCAUAAAGAUCAUUCUUAAACAGAACUUUUGGACCAUUAGGAAAAGGGUCCCUUAGAGGAAGUAUGUUUUAACUUAGUGCAGCAGCAAUAGGUUCAGGUGUUUUAUCACUUCCAUUUGUGAUUGCUAAAAGUGGAUUUAUACUUGGAUCACUGAUGAUAAUUAUUGCAUGUAUUGCUGCAAUCAUAAGUCUUUUAAUGCUAGCUAAAUGCACUGAGUAAAUAGGUGCUCCAAGUUACACUUAUCUUAUUAGAAAAGUAAUAGCUAGAAAUGUAGACAAGCAUAUUGUGUGGCUUAUAUUCUUUGGUACGGUUGGAUCUAGUGUGUCCUAUUAGAUUAUUAUAACCUAAAUGAUAUAAGUUCUUGCGACUAAUGUUGGAUUUGAACCAAAAAAAAUUUAAAGUUCGGAGGUAAAAAUAGCUAUUGCGGCUUUUAUUGCUGUAUUCAUAUUAUUCCCAGUGGGUUCAAUGAGAAAAAUGAGUGGAUUUAGAUACAUUAGUAUCCUCUCUAUUGCAUCAUUAGUUUAUAUUAUGUUCGUACUAUUAUUUGAAUUACCUUAAUAUGCUACACAAAAUUUUAGAUAUGAGAAGCUGAACUAUUUCAAACUAGAUUGGGAUUUAUUUUCAAAUUUCUCAAUAGCAUUUUUUGCUUUUUCUUGUCAUAUUGAAUUCAUUCCUAUAUAUGAUGAAAUGAAUGAAUAAAAUCCAUAAAAAGUCAGGAAACUUGUUUAUCGUAGUGUAGGAACAAACACUUUGUUCUUUUUAUCUAUUGGCUUAGCUGGAUAUUUUUCAACUUAUGAGAAGACAAACCAAAUUGUUAUUGAUAGAGAGCCUCUAAUUGGGCAACUCAUUGAUUUCCCACUUAUGAUUGGAAGAAUUAUGAUUGUUAUUGUGCUGUGCAUAGCGUUUCCUAUAAACAUGGUUCCACUUAAGCAAAUUAUGAUUCACCUUAUCUACUCAAGAAAACAUUAAAUGACUUAAGGAUAGAAUAUAUCAAUGUCAUUGGCAUUUGUAAUGCUAACUUCAGUAAUAGCUAUAAUUUAUCCUAACAUCACAGGUAUCCUAUCGAUCGUUGGUGGAAUAUGCUCUGUUACUAUUUGUUACGUAUUACCAACUAUGUGCUACAUAAAAUUGAACAAAGAAGAGCUAAGCCUUUGUAAAAAGUACAGUCUUAUUGUAUUUUUUGGCACAUUAUCUUUAGUCGGAUAUUCUUCCGUAAUAUUGAAGAUUAUAUUAUCUUUCUCAGUUUGA